UGAGGAGCGCAGAGGAACAGUCAGGACUCAGGAAACAGCUGCGCAAAGACGCAAAGCAAGAGAAGAGGUGAAAGAAAUAAGAAAUCAUUUGGGAUCAAGAGGAAACACUGGGAGAUAAAAACGUUUCUGGAGAAGUCACUGCUUGGUGAACCCACGUGCUGCUGAUCUGCUGCUGCCUCAAGAUGGAAGGAGAUGACGAUAGAUAACCGCCGGGAACGUUGACCAGUCUUCAGUCACACAUCAACGAGAAAAACUCUCCAAUUGUGACUGAAAUAUUCCCAUUUCUAACUUAUAUAUUUAAAAAACACCAAAAACACGAACAAUGGCGUCCUACAGCCCCGCCCCAACGGAAGAGGAGAGCAAUGGCAGCCCCCCGUCUGCAAAGAAAGGGGAGUCCAUGAAGCUGAAGAAGGAGAUCUCCCUCCUGAACGGGGUCUGCCUGAUCGUGGGGAACAUGAUCGGCUCGGGGAUCUUCGUCUCACCCAAGGGCGUCCUCAUCCACAGCGCCUCCUACGGCCUCUCCCUGGUGGUGUGGACCGUCGGGGGGAUCUUCUCCGUGUUCGGCGCCCUGUGCUACGCCGAGCUGGGGACCACCAUCACCAAAUCCGGGGCCUCCUACGCCUAUAUCCUGGAGGCCUUUGGGGGUUUCAUGGCCUUCAUCCGCCUGUGGACGUCGCUGCUGAUCAUAGAGCCCACCAGCCAGGCCGUCAUAGCCAUCACGUUCUCAAACUACAUGGUGCAGCCCAUCUUCCCCACCUGUAUAGCUCCGUACCUGGCCAACAGGAUGCUGGCUGCUGGUUGCAUAUGUUUGCUGACCUUUGUGAACUGUGCCUAUGUAAAGUGGGGCACCAGGGUCCAGGACUUCUUCACCUACGCCAAGGUCAUCGCCCUCAUCGCAGUCAUCAUCGCCGGCCUGACGAGGAUCGGACAAGGUCACACACAGAACUUCGAGGGGCUUUUCGAUGACUCGUCUCAGGAUGCAGGACACAUCGCUCUGGCUCUGUACUCGGCUCUGUUCUCAUACUCGGGAUGGGACACCCUCAACUUUGUCACAGAGGAGAUCAAGAACCCAGAGAGGAAUCUUCCACUGGCCAUCGCUAUCUCCAUGCCCAUCGUCACCGUCAUCUACAUCCUGACAAACGUGGCUUACUACGCCGUCCUGCCCAUGAACGCAAUCUUAGACAGUGAUGCUGUGGCUGUGACGUUUGCAGACCAGGUGUUUGGCGUCAUGAACUGGACCAUUCCCUUGGCGGUGGCUUUUUCCUGCUUCGGAGGACUCAACGCCUCCAUCCUCGCUUCCUCCAGGCUGUUCUUCGUGGGCUCCAGAGAGGGCCACCUGCCAGACUACCUGUGCAUGAUCCACGUCCAUCGCUACACUCCCAUCCCCGCGCUGCUCUUCAACGGCGUCAUGGCUCUGAUAUACUUGUGUGUGGAAGACGUCUUCAGGCUGAUCAACUACUACAGCUUCAGCUACUGGUUCUUCGUCGGGCUGUCCAUUUUGGGGCAACUGUAUCUGCGCUGGAAGCAGCCGGACAGGAAGAGGCCGCUAAAGCUCAGUCUCAUCUUCCCCAUCGUUUUCUGCCUCCUCACCGUCUUCCUGGUGGUGGUGCCGCUCUACAGUGACACCAUCAACUCUCUGAUCGGUAUCGGCAUUGCCCUGUCGGGAAUUCCCGUGUACUUCCUCUGCAUCUACACUCCGGCCACGAAGAGGCCGCUGGCGCUACGGAGAUUCAUCGCUAAAUUCGGCGUGGUGAUCCAGAAGGUGUGCUUCUCUGUUCUGACUGAAAUGGACCACGAAGAGUAGACGUUUGGUUAUCAACAGCCUGCCGGAGACCCGCAAACGCACAAAUGUAGAACCUGAACGCAUCGUGGCCAGCCGCCUCAAGGCCUCGAUGGACGAAUAAGCAUUUGGGCUUGAGCUGGACCCAGCUCUCUGACCUGUCAAUCAUCCUGAUGUUGCCCGGGUGACUGAUGGCCAGCAUUUCACUCCAGCUGACUUCAGAGGGAACAUUUGAAUGCACUCCUGAAUUAAUCAACACCUCUUUAUACGACAGAACUUGUAGAGAAUUAUUUAAUUCACACGUCAGGACCGGUAUUUUGUGUAGUUUUUCAAUUUUAUUGGAAGGUGGCAAAUUAUUAUUGUAAGAAAUUGUGUGCUGCUGCAUUGCUGACCGUAGGAACAUCCUUGGUGUUAUUUUUAUUAUAAUUUGCACAAAGAAAAUCAAGCCGUAAAAGAGAUUUAUGUUCCCACGCUCACUCAUGUGGGAGGAAAGGUUAAUAAUGUUUUAUACUGUCAGCUGUGAUGUCUAGUGAAGGGCUAUUUUUACUAAAAUGUACUUUCUUGUGAUUUAAACAUGGUGUUUAAAUGUAAGAGUUUGUGACAGUUGAGCUGCAAGCAAGUAUUUAUAAUAAAAUUACUUCUCGACAACAUAAA
Messenger RNA from Trematomus bernacchii (emerald rockcod), 2434 nucleotides. It is a transcript of the gene slc7a7, whose product is annotated as solute carrier family 7 member 7. The record is from RefSeq and is a predicted model, not a curated record. Bases 323 to 1804 code for a protein of 493 amino acids. Gene Ontology annotation, molecular function: basic amino acid transmembrane transporter activity; L-amino acid transmembrane transporter activity. NCBI's taxonomy places the organism in Eukaryota, Metazoa, Chordata, Actinopteri, Perciformes, Nototheniidae. Gene Ontology annotation, cellular component: membrane. Gene Ontology annotation, biological process: amino acid transmembrane transport. The transcript has 11 exons.